CGCCUGUUCAGUGUCGCAGGAAGGUUGUGUGGACCGGCCGUAGCAACGAGUAGCGGGAACACAAGCCAGUGACAACAGCAGGGAGUAAGGAGAGACAGUGUUGAAGGAUGUGCUGCAGGGUUGACAAAGUCUGCUUCUGCAUCGAUCUGCGCAAGGGCGUGGCAACGGUUGCCUGGGUCUGGCUGCUUGGGGAUGCCAUCUUGCUGAUCGUGACGUCGAUCCUGACGAGACAAGCUUGGGAAUUAAUGAUACGUAACAGUUGGAGGAACGAAAUAGAAAGAGAGGAGAGAGAUAAGAAAGCCAUCAUCUUAGCAGCUUGGUUCUGGUUGGCGGCGGUGGGCAUCGCGCUGUCGGGCUUGGGCGUUCUCCUCGACUUCAUGCUGGUGAAAGGAGCCACUGACGUUAAGUCUCCGCCGCGGAAACGGCGCAACUUACUUCAAGGCUGGAUGGCGGCGUACGGCGUGGUGUACGCGCUCGGGGUGGUGACCGCCGUCUUGAGCGUCCCCGUCUUGUUCCUCCUGAGCCCUACCCCACACCACGCCUUCGCCACGGCCGCCGGCAUCCUACUGCACGCUGGGCUGAUGGUGUACUUCUGGCUGAUGGUGCACAGCUACAGCCUGGAGCUGGCCUGUGGAGCUCGCCCCGCGGAAGGGAACAGCUACUGCACGGUGCCUGCAGGGGUCGCCACCUCUACCCAGGGGACCUACUGCGACGCCGACGGCAUGGCUCUGGCGCCGACGGCACCACCAUGCUACACCAGCGUCGCGUAAGGAUCACCGUGUCAGCCGUGUAAGGGGACCACGUCUCCAGGCAGCUUCAGCUGAUCGCAGCCUCGAACGGACCUCAUCGCUGAACCGUCACCGUGAGAGUCGCUGGAGGCUCGGCCUGGACCGCUUGACGAUGCAGUGUUGUCAUCAUCCACGAAAAGACUGUCAAACAUAUCGCCCUAAACGCAUCUUCACAGUGGGUGUAGUAGUAUCAUGAAAUGUCUUGAAGACGCUCUACACUUGUGUGAUCUUUCUGAAACUAGUAUUCUACAUUACUUUGAAGGUACAGGUCCAGAAAUGCACAUAGUAAGUAUGUAUCAAUCGCCCGCAUCUCGUGGUCGUGCGGUAGCGUUCUCGCUUCCCACGCCCGGGUUCCCGGGUUCGAUUCCCGGCGGGGUCAGGGAUUUUCUCUGCCUCGUGAUGGCUGGGUGUUGUGUGCUGUCCUUAGGUUAGUUAGGUUUAAGUAGUUCUAAGUUCUAGGGGACUUAUGACCACAGCAGUUGAGUCCCAUAGUGCUCAGAGCCAUUUUUUUAUGUAUCAAUCCAAUGUCGGCAUAAUAAGACACAAACAUCAAGGACCUUCACGAUAGUCAUAGCAAGGUUGAAAUUUAAUCUUGUCCGCCCCCCGGUAGCUGAGUGGUUAACCGGCACGGUAGCUCAGCGUGUUCGGUCAGAGGGUUUAGCUAUCCUCUGUAAUAAUAACAAAAAAAAAAAAAAAAAUUGAGUGAACGGAUGAACGAGCAACCUGAACGGGUGUCAUCGCACGUCCGCCACGAACAAAUUCAACGAACAGUAUAGAACAAAAUGAGAUUAUAUAUAUAUAUAUAUAUAACGGUCAGCGCGACAGACUAGAUAUAUAGUGGUCAGCGCGACUGACUGUCAAUGGUAAGGGCCCGGGUUCGAUUCCCAACUGGGUGGAGAUUUUUUCUGCUCAGGGACCGGGUGUUAUGUUGUCCUAAUCCUCAUCAUUUCAUCCCAAUCGAAGCGCAAGCCACUGAAGUGGCGUCAAAUCGAAAGACUUGCACCCGGCGAACGGUCUACCCGACGGGAGGCCCUAGUCACACGACAUUUUUUUUAAAUUUAAUCACUGGAAGUUCAAUAAAUACCUUUGUCGGUUCAAGCGAAGCCCCUCUAUGUGCUUGCGGAGAGGAAGAAGUUCCAAAUCAUAUAUUUCUACAGUGCCCUCGGAACAGUUAUCACAUAAACUUUAUAAAAGACAUUUACGCCAGUGACUGUAACACUUUCUUUAUUUCACGAUUGCAAUUUCAGCCUUAGGCCAUUAUCAAGUGAAGAUGUUAUGGCUAUUAGGCCAUGUCAACCAAAAAUGAGCUAACGUCUUCACUUGAUAAUGGCCUAAGGCCGUAAUUGCGAUCGUGAAAUAAAGAAAGUGUCAUUGGCGUAAAUAUGAUGUCUUUUAUAAAGUUCUACUUGACUGUGGAUCCCAGGUAUUAAGAGUUUAUUAAAUAAACAUCCUUGCAAGUAAUCUUCGGGCUUUUGGUCUAAUCUGAUGCUCUUGAUACUUUCAGUGCCAAGGGAAGGUCAAAGCUCAGUUAACUAACUAUUUUCCUAUGUGCUACUCAGUACAAUUUGCAACGCUCAGCCUCUAAAUGUAUGUCACUAUGUACCUCCUAUUUGUAAGAUCUGAAUGCUGGUGUAUCUACACAUGUGGCUAUAAUACACAACUCUGGCUCUUGGAAAGUGUUCUCCUGUUCUGUCUAGAUGGUACUUAAAGGCUUGCAAAAUAUUAAAUUCUCUAUCCGCAGCUUUUGAAACAAUUCUCACAAAACAUACAAAGAACAUUUUACGGUCUCAAUGCGUACCAACGGAAAUUUAUCAUUUUUAUUAUGUUACCAGUAGGAUUUGUACAGUAUACUACCACUGCGUUUCCUGCGUUCCAUUUUCGUGUUGUUUACUCGUUUUAGUAUUCUCUGAUUGUAAAUUUCGUUUCAUGUCGAAUCAGUCCUUUGUUAAUCCUAUGUAACUUCGUACCAGGGUACGACUUGAAAUAAUUUCUACCUUGAAUUGUCAAAACAAAUUUAAUUACACUUCCUGUGAUGAGAUGACUGUAUGGACACGUUUCGAAAGGCAAUAAAUUUAAAACAUCCCAUCUGGUAAGGCUACCAAGCCGGCGAAGAAUACUGAAGUACUCACGUUGCCAUGGUACUAAAAAUGUUUUGUUGUAAGAGUAAUGUGUAUUAUCAGAGUCCGUGGCGAUGUAUCAGUUUUCCAGUAAAGAAGACGUUAUAUAUAACAGAUGUAAAUAUGAGAGUAUUUUAUUAAUAAA
Messenger RNA from Schistocerca nitens (vagrant locust), 3050 nucleotides. RefSeq lists its product as uncharacterized. Lineage: Eukaryota; Metazoa; Arthropoda; Insecta; Orthoptera; Acrididae. Bases 108 to 770 code for a protein of 220 amino acids. The record is from RefSeq and is a predicted model, not a curated record. The transcript is spliced from 6 exons.